Messenger RNA from Salmo salar (Atlantic salmon), 1566 nucleotides. RefSeq names its product lysophosphatidic acid receptor 4. Gene Ontology annotation, cellular component: plasma membrane. Gene Ontology annotation, molecular function: lysophosphatidic acid receptor activity. The record is from RefSeq and is a predicted model, not a curated record. Gene Ontology annotation, biological process: phospholipase C-activating G protein-coupled receptor signaling pathway; positive regulation of Rho protein signal transduction. Lineage: Eukaryota; Metazoa; Chordata; Actinopteri; Salmoniformes; Salmonidae.
AGAUGUGUACAUCCAGACCAUUUCAAAUAUAAAACGGUAUUUAAAUGUUUUAGACAGUUGCUCUUGAUCAACACGUUUGUUUAUAACUAUUCACCACGAAUAACUGACUUUUCGUUAAAAAAAUGAUCAGACUGUCUGUAUAGGUCAGAGAGAUCAGAGAUUCUUCAUGUUGAUAGUUUGUUACUCAGACAUGAUUCAUGUUGUCAAGAUUCUUCAACCUUAUCAGCAGAAAGAACAAAAGGUCCUUCCUGAGAAAAGAAAAAUCACCCUCACUUCCUGUUUCAACACUUUCAUUCCGGAAGUUAAGAACAGCUCAACCUGUAUGCAGACUGCUCUGAUAGGAAGUGGCAACCAGAAUAUUGAGUGAGUGGUUUGAAGUGGUGUCUGUCUCUUUUCAAAUUACACGCACAGACACCAUGAACGACAACAAUGAUAGUUUAGGAGCGCUCUCCUCUGAGGGGAGUUAUGCGAUGUACACAGCCUCUGCCAUUGUGUACGGAAGCGUGGUGGCGCUGGGCCUGCCGCUCAAUGCCGUGUCGCUGUGGGUUCUGCUCCGCCGCCAUGGCUUGAAAUCCUCCAGCGCUGUCUUCAUGAGCCACCUGGCUCUGUCCGACCUGCUGCUGGUCCUGUCCCUGCCCACCCGGGUCUACUUCUAUGCCACGGGCACCUGGCCCCUGGGCAUCCAGGCCUGCACAGCCACCACCAUGCUGUUCCGCAACAACAUCCGCUCCAGCGCCAUCUUCAUUACAUUCAUUGGCCUGGACAGGCUGCUGGCUGUGGUUUACCCUCUGAGGUCCCGCAACUUCCGCACCACCACCAACGCCUGGAAGGCCUGUGUCUUCAUCUGGCUCCUGAUCGUGGCAGUCAACAUUCCAGAGAGCCUCUACCAGAUCAGUCAGAUAAAGAGCUGUAAUGCCACUAACGUCUGCUUUGAGUUUACUAAUAAUGUAUGUUCUGUGGCGAAUCCGAUCGUUGGUUAUGUGCAGUCCGGGCUGGUGUUCGCCAUGCUGGGAGUCAACGUGGUCGCCACCACCAUGGUGUCCUGGAAGCUACGCGGGCACCUUAGUGAUGCCGCCAGGGUCAACAAGAUGAACAUCAUGCUGAUCUUCACCAUCAACCUUCUGAUUUUUAUUGUCUUCUUCCUGCCAUUCUCCAUCGUGCUGACGCUCAAAAUCAAAAAGGCUAUCAUGCCCAUGUUCUGUCUGGCCAGCGUCAACUGUUGUCUAGAUCCACUGUUGUACUACUUCUCUUUAGAUGCUUUCUGGAAGAAGAAAGAGGGUUCUGACAUGGAUUUCUCAGGCCAGAUCACAUGAAAGUAGAUGAAGGGUGAGAACACAGUGAGUGAGAAACGACUAUCAGUGGAGAUAGUUUGAGGUAACAGCAUCAAAAUGUGUCCCUAAAUACAACACAAUUUAUAGUUAAAUAUAGAAUGUUUUGUCAAAUGACAUGUUAUAGUUUAGUUUUUUUUGGUAACAGUUCAUCACUUCUGUAAGUUUAAUUGAGCUCAUCUGUACUUUUAAGAUGUGCUAAUAAUUGUUUUAUAGAAUAAAAACAUUUUACCGCUUA